Macroventuria anomochaeta is the source of this 3462-nucleotide messenger RNA. RefSeq lists its product as uncharacterized. The transcript is spliced from 3 exons. Bases 117 to 3353 code for a protein of 1078 amino acids. Gene Ontology annotation, biological process: protein polyubiquitination. Gene Ontology annotation, cellular component: ubiquitin ligase complex; cytoplasm; nucleus. Gene Ontology annotation, molecular function: ubiquitin-ubiquitin ligase activity. The record is from RefSeq and is a predicted model, not a curated record. Lineage: Eukaryota; Fungi; Ascomycota; Dothideomycetes; Pleosporales; Didymellaceae.
ACACAGUAGUUAACUCUACAUCAUUGUCAACCUUCACUAUCUGCGGCGCACCACCUUCUUUCGUAUUAUAUCUUAAUUUCCAGCGCCACUCUCCUUCCCUCUUUACAACGCUCAACAUGGCCGACCAUGAGAUGACAGAUCAACCUCCACCGGAGCAAGAUACAGCCAUGUCUGACGCCGACAAGAUUCGUGCCAAGCGACUUGCGAAACUUGGAGGCUCCUCCACCCCACGACCAGCAUCCACAGGACCUGAGGCUUCAGGUUCAGGUUCAGCGUCUGGCACCUCUUCGCCGAAGCCUACAGCUGCCCAGGCACCUUCGCCGCAACCUCGAACCCAAUCCCCACAGACGUCCGAUCUACGCUCGCAGACGGACGGCAAGACAGAGCCAAAGCCAGCUCCCCGUAUCAACAUCAAGCCAGCCGCUACUGCGAGCAGCGCCGCCGCACCGCCACCUGCGCCGAGGCCGCAAGACACAAGCAUAGAGGGAUGGGAAGAUCGUACAAUCAGCGGCAUCUUUAGGAUAACGCUCGAGGACAGACGCACACAUGAUGCACAUGGUAACAAGGUCUACUAUGUUUCGAGCUUAAAGCAAGAUCUGCAAGAUGAAGGGCGGCUACUUCGGUUCACUACCGAUGUGCUGGACUCAGUCGUGCUGGAAGCUGCGUCGAGCCACACACAAGGAAAUGCUUUGGAGUAUCUGCUUGGGUGUUGGAAGCGGGUUGCAAGGCAGACUAAGAGCAUCACUAAUAAGAGUGACCCGAAGUAUGAGAUCGUGAGGGAGCUUCGACGGAUAUGCUUCAACUACACCAUCUUCGCUGUCACCAUGCCCGACAUGUUCGGCGAAGAAGCACCCUUGGAGAACGUGCUGACCGACCGGUUACUACUUGGACCUGACGAUGACCGGGGCAUCUGCUUUGACUUCCUCCAAGAAGCUUGUAAUCGUGCGGAGGACGACGAUACUGCUAAAAAGGCGUUGGUGGGUGCGGUGGAGGAUCUGAGCCGGCGGUUAGCAAGGACGUCUAUGAACAGCGACUACAAGCCUUACAUGCUGGCGCUUCGUAGCCUCAUUCGCUUUCCUCCACUCGUCACUGCUUUGGUCCAGUCAGAGUCGUUCCUGCCCACCGACAUUGAGGCGCAGCACAUCGAAACUCAGACCCUACUUGGACCCUUCUUUCGAUUAUCACCCAUGCAGGGCGAUGUUGCGGUCAACUAUUUCUCAGGUGCAGCAGCAGGCGAUAAAGGCCUGAUCGCUAACGCGCAACGGGCUCUUCGCAUGACUCUAUCAACUCAUCAGGACGAACUGUUAGACAUUGCGAACACGUUCAUCAAGAAUAAGGACUCACGAGAAUCUAUGCUCAACUGGUUCGCUCUUACCGUGAACAAGAAUCACAUGCGACGAGCUCUACAGGUCGAUGCUAAGACCGUGUCGACCGAUGGGUUCAUGGUCAACGUCACUGUCGUUCUGGACCGGUUGUGCGAGCCUUUCAUGGACACUACCUUCUCCAAGAUCGACAGAAUCGACAUCGAUUACCUACGACGAUCGCCGCGUGUUGACAUCAAGGAUGAAACCAAGAUCAACGCCGACGAGAAGACCUCCGACGAGUUCUACAGCACUAGAUUGAAUGGCGCUAGCAACUUUAUCUCCGAAGUGUUCUUCUUGACCGUGGCAGCCCACCACUAUGGUACUGAGGCCGCUAACUCGAAGCUUUCGUCCUUGCAGAAGGAUGUCAAGUGGCUAAAGAAGGAGCUCGAGAAGUUCGAGACCGAACGGCACAAGUAUGCGUCGAAUCCUGUGCAAUUGAGGAUAUUCGAUGCCCAUGUCAAGAAGAUCAAGGAUCAGAUCGAACGCGGCACCUGCACCAGCUACGCCAUCGCAGGUGUACUUGGGGACGAGACUAUGCAGGCUCGAUCCAUGCAGCUCAUGCGAUAUGUCAUUGUCUGGCUGCUGCGGCUCGUCUCUGGGACUGACUUCCCCAAGCAAGACUUGCAACUACCCCUGCCGAGCGAACAGUCCCUGGCUUUCCGGUGUCUUCCCGAGUACUUCGUUGAGGACAUCGUCGGUAACUUCAAAUUCAUCACGCGAAUGAUGCCGCACAUCAUCACCUCGAUCCAGUGCGAAGAGCUUGUGAAAAUCUGCAUCGUCUUCCUCCGAAGCUCAGAGUACAUCAAGAACCCAUACCUCAAGUCUGGUCUCGUGACUAUUCUCUUCCAUGGAGUUUGGGAAAUCCCGCACCGCUCAAAGGGUGUGCUUGGUGACACACUUUUUGGAAAUAAGUUUGCCAUGAAGCACUUGCUACAUGCUCUGAUGCAAUUCUACAACGAAUGCGAGAGCACCGGUACACACACGCAGUUCUACGACAAGUUCAACAUCCGAUACGAGAUCUUCCAGGUGAUCAAGUGCAUCUGGCCGAACCCGGUCUACCGUGACAACCUUGCCACAGAAGCACGUGUCAAUCUCGAUUUCUUCGUACAAUUCGUCAACUUGCUGUUGAACGAUGUCACCUUUGUCCUCGACGAGUCGUUCACUGCCUUCACACAGAUCCACGAGAUCUCAAAGGAACUGAAGAGCGACCCCAACAUGGAUCAGGCUAUGCGCCAGGAGAAGGAAGAGAAGCUCACAGCUGCCCAGGGCAAGGCCAAGAGCUACAUGCAGCUAACCAACGAGACCGUGGCCAUGCUCAAGCUCUUCACAGAAGCGCUCGCUGACUCCUUCACCAAGAAGGAGGUUGUGGUUCGACUUGCGCACAUGCUUGACUACAACCUCGAGGCUCUGGUCGGACCUAAGAAGUCAAGCUUGAAGGUCGACAACCCCGAGGAAUAUGGGUGGAACCCACGCCAGAUGCUGGCUGAGCUUACGGACGUGUACCUCAAUCUGCAAGGCAAGCAAUCCUUUAUCGACGCCGUCGCCACAGACGGGCGCUCUUACCGACCAGACUACUGGAUCGAAGCACACAAGAUCAUGGCCAAAUUCUACCUGAAGAAUGACCAGCAACUUAAGCAGUGGGAAGCUAUGGCUCGCGCUAUCAGCGCUGCAAAGGAGGCUGCUGAUAUGGAAGAAGCUGAUCUGGGCGAGUAUCCUGACGAAUACACGGAUCCUCUGAUGGCGACAUUGAUGGAAGACCCUGUCAUCCUGCCUAUCAGCAAGCAGAUCAUCGACAGGAGCACCAUCAAGAGUCAUCUUCUGAGCGAUCCGCACGACCCUUUCAACCGCACACCACUGAAGAUUGAGGAUGUCAUCCCCAAUGAUGCGCUGCGGGAGGAGAUCCUGGCUUGGAAGGCGGACUUGCUGGCGAAGAAGAGGGCCGAGCGUAGCAGUGCGGCGGGUGGGGAUGAGACUAUGGAUACCUGUUAGGUGGACGAAUGCUGGUGUGAUUUACGAUCAUGCAUCGGGGGGGUGUUUUGGCGUUCUGCUUCUGCCAGGCUAUCGGUCACAAUGACCAGGUCUUGAUGAUGCAUAGCUG